UCAAAGCAAAACAAUCAAGCCAAAUAGAACCUCCACAGCAACAUUCCAUUCCGUGCCUAUAUAAAGGGCAGGUUUGCAGGACAACACUUUGUCAGUCCGAUCUUUCUUCGAACGCAGACACAUCCGUGUUAUCGUGAGAAAGGAAAGUGAGGAACAAGGUGAUGGUAUUUGUUUAUCCGCGACAACAGUACCAGCCGAACAAAAUGGAGAACUCUAGCGAACGCCCCACAGACAUGUCUCGGGAGAAACUUAUCCAAGAGCUCGAAGAUACAAGAGAGCAGCUGAAAAAGCAGAAAACCCUGAAAGAAAUGUAUAUUAACAGGGGUAAAGAGACUACAAGAGAGCUAGAGCGGCUGAGAAAAUACAGCGAUGAUGCAACUCUCAGCAGCGCAAAGAUAGCUACUCAGGUGAGAGAUAACACCAGGCAGAAGAAGAAGAAGGAUCUUCAUAAAGAUUACGAGGAGCUGAAGGUUGCCCAUUUAAUCAACGAGGAGAAGUAUCAAGCUGACCUCCAGGCGGAGAAGGACAAAAACAGUCUUCUUCAGAACGAAAUGGAUCAGAUCAGUAUCUCCUACAAUCAGCUUAAAGUCAGGUAUGAAACUGAUGUCAUUGAAGUCAGAGAGCAAGUUGAGACUCUCAAACAAGAGCUUCAGGGCGAAGCCCAGCAAAGAAAACAACAAUACAACGAGCUGGAAAUAGCACAAGCAUCCAGCCAGGACAAGUAUACUGCUGAACUCCAGGUGGAGCAGCAGAAGAACAAACUUCUCCAAGACAAACUGAACAAAAUCAGCCAAAGGUAUGAAACUGAUGUCAUUGAAGUCAGACAGCAGGUUGAGACUCUCAAACACGAGCUUCAGGGCGAAGCCCAGCAAAGAAAACUCCUUCAACAGCAACACAACAAGCUGGAAAUAGCACAAGCAUCCAGCCAGGACAAGUAUACUGCUGAACUCCAGGUGGAGCAGCUGAAGAACAACCUUCUCCAAGACAAACUGAACAAAAUCAGCCAAGGGUAUGAAUCUGAAGUCCUCACUGUGAGACAGCAGGCUGAAAGUCUGCAACGGGAGCUUGAGAAAGAAGUCAAGGCUCACGCUGAUGCAGUGUUGCGAGACUUGCAGGUCAUUACCAACUUGAAGGCUGAGCAGAACGACCUCCGUCACAGAAUGACCGAGGAAAUAAACAAACUCAAGCAAAAGACCCUGGAGAAGGAGAAAUAUUAUGAGAGACAAAUGGAGGAGCUGAAAAGUCAGCUUACUGCUCAGGUCUCUCUCAGCCUUGUCCUCUCCACAGAGCUUAAGGCGUUGAAGGAAGCUGAAAUCACAGAGGAGAAGCCGUGCAAGCAGGAGUCCAUCGCUACUACCUCAGCCCCCGAACUUCUGGAGGUGACCAAAAUCCCCGAGGAGAAGGCACGCAAGCAAGAGUUCAUCGAUACUGUUUCGGCCCCCGAACUUCUGGAGGUGACCAAAAUCCCUGAAGAAAAGGCAUGUGAGCAGGAAUCCAUCGCUUCUGCCCCGGCCUUUGAACUUGACGUGACUCAAGUCUCCAAGGAGACUCACCCAGCUAAACCAAAAAAGUCUUCCUGGAAAAGAGUCCGUCACUUCCUGGGAUUGAAGAAACCACAGAAGUGGAAGAAGUGAGAUGGCUUCAACAACUCAAGCUGUCACAGUUGCCAUCAAACAUCAACAUCAAGAACAUCUCUACUGUGGACAGCCAGUAGAUACCACAUGUCAUAUGUGGUCGGGCAUGGGUUGGCACUACAUCAGUGUUACAUCCAAACAGCAGCACACUCUUGCAGACAUAGUACGAGGAGCUAAUCAGAAAUGCUUCCCAUACUGUGUCUUUUAGACGAGCUACAUGUGUGCUGUCUGUGUGGAGUUAAAGGGAUAUAAAGGUGUAAGGUUAAGAGCCCAAGUUGAGAGAUCAAGUUGGCAGACCUCAAAUGGCCUCACACUGACAAUACAUUGCAGUAUACGCCUCCAACAAGAAACUGCCCGCAGAAAGCUACAAAUGAUGCU
Messenger RNA from Acanthopagrus latus (yellowfin seabream), 2012 nucleotides. Its product is annotated as interaptin-like. The transcript has 3 exons. The record is from RefSeq and is a predicted model, not a curated record. The coding region runs from base 162 to 1634 and encodes 490 amino acids. Lineage: Eukaryota; Metazoa; Chordata; Actinopteri; Spariformes; Sparidae.